Cherax quadricarinatus is the source of this 3784-nucleotide messenger RNA. RefSeq names its product membrane-associated guanylate kinase, WW and PDZ domain-containing protein 1. NCBI's taxonomy places the organism in Eukaryota, Metazoa, Arthropoda, Malacostraca, Decapoda, Parastacidae. Gene Ontology annotation, molecular function: protein binding. The record is from RefSeq and is a predicted model, not a curated record.
UUAUGAAAGUAAUUUUAUAAUAAGUAUUUCAAUCUCCCAUUGGGACAAACGACUACACAUGAAGACAUUAAAACAGUAUUAAAAUAUAUCUUGCACUGUUGACAUUGCGAACUGAAUUUCACGUGGGUUUCAGGGAGCGUAGGAAGGCCUCUGUCUAGCUUUUGUAGAUAACUGUAUAAUACUGGAAUUUUUCACAUUAUCCAAUAAAAAGGUAGCUGCUAAAUGCACAUGCAUAAAUAGGUGACAGAGGUAGGCGCUACCUAUCUGAUGAUGCUGUCAAGGGCGGGGUCACUGAGUUUAGAGAGUGGGCGUGUCGGUGGGCAGUUGUAUGACGAAGAUUAUUUCUUUUAUUUAUGUCACUCUUGCUUACCAGCCCCGCACUGUGAUGCAGCCGGAUAUCCUGCGUUGUUUCCUGAUAGGAGGCGGGUGAGUGUAAGUAAUUUUCAUCGUCAGGAGGUGUAGUAAGUGUCCCAGCCCGCGGCCCAGCAGGCGGCUGUCGACCUCAGUCGUGUGCGAGCCAACACUGCCAACACAACCGACCUACUUAUCAAAUUCCUCCCUCAAACGCUGUAGUUUGCACUAAUCUCGCUUAUAUUUGCAGUCAUCACACAGUGAUAACACCAAGAUUUAUAUACUAUGUAUCAAGAGUUUGUAUUAAUGUUGGAGGGUGAGUAAUAUGCGUCAAGGUAAGAGUGAGUGAAGUAAGGUUGGUGAGCGUGGUGUGAGUGCGUCUGAGCGCAUGCGUCACACAGGUGAACUCUGGAAGUAAAGUUUGAAAACAUUGUUAGUGUUCCAGCCAAAUGCUGCCCUCCACUCGUGCUUCCUAUAAGAUUAUAAUAAACGUUUAGUGUAUAUCUUAAAAGAAGUAAGCAAGAGUGUUACACUGCGUAUUUUGAGAUAACUAGGGAAGUGUAGUGUUGACAAUGGGAGGAUCUGUAAGUGAUUGUGAGUGGUUAUGUUUAGGUUUCUCAGGCAUGGCUCUGUUUUUGAUAAGUUGAAGCUAGGAGGUGGAAAGUGAAUUUUCCAUGAGUGGUGUAGAGUGUUGACAUGACGUGAUCUGCCGUGUUGUGGUGCUGAUGUGUGGUGUGUGUGCGCUAAGGCAGCACCACUAUGCUCAAGACUAGCCCAGGUGAGCCCAGCGGCGCCCGGCCAGCAAGUCUAGACACCACCAAUACUGCUCUCACCGAGGCUGCUUCUGAUGAUGGUGGUGCACACCAGGCUGCUGUUGCCAGUGAUGCAGUGGUGGUGGUAGCUCCUUCAGACCACUGGUCAGGCCAGGUGGUCGAGGCUAUAGUGAGUGUGGGGAGUGAAGGGGGUAUUACAGUACUGGGAGGUUCUGACAAUGGAGAAUUUCCCUACCUGGGUGAGAUCAGUCAAGGUGUUAGAUAUCAGAAAGGUGGCCCCUCACUGGCUCCAGGAGCAAUUCUGCUGGAAGUACAGGGUCAACGCAUUGCAGGAUAUACCCAACGUGAUGUCGUGGCUUGGAUCAACCACUGCACACGCAACGGAAAUCCCUGUGUUAUUCGCACAGCUCCACCAGAGAGGCGUGGUCUGGGACCGGGCCGCGGAGGCGGUGACCUCCGGAAGAGACUCCAAAUGCUGCCAAGUGGGAUGGUAAUAUUGAAUUUAGGCAAGGACAUUCAAUGCAAGCAAGACAUCGAGCAAGAGAAGAGGCAUCGAUGAGCUAAUAUGGAUUUUGCAGCCAACAUUUAGUCCAUUUCACGAUGUCAUUUGUCUUGGAACCAUGGUCUAGCUAGGGGCGCCACAUAACUAAGCACCCUUGCUCAAGAAUAAAAGGUACAGCUGUUUCAUCUAUGGUUUGUUUUUGACUACAACUGUCAUAAGUUCCUUCAGCGGCUUGAUGCGGCUAAGGUCAAACCAUGUUUCAAGGUUAAUGCCGGAUAUAUUUGUUAUGUGUCAAAUUUAAUUAAAAAUUAUGAUUUAAUGUGUAUAUUGUCAUACUUAGGGGUACUAGGUCCCAUAUGAGUCUUUUAUCAGGAUCUCGCCUGGAUAACGGGUCUGAUUUCAGAGAACACUCUUCUGUGUUCUAAGGAGGUUUACGAUUAUAUAUUAGGGAAAUAAUGGCUAAGAGUAUUUCCUGUGAUUGUGAUGCGUCAUUUUAAAUCAUUAAAUAACACUUUUGUGGUGUUCUGAUUUCUCACCUCGACAUGUUACCACCAAAGAGUGCAAACUGAUAGAUCCUCCUCUUUAAUAUAUACGCUAGUAUAAUACUCCAUUCAUUUUUCACUUGGGUAUUUCCUGUACUACAUCCAAAUUCAAUACUUUCCACUCCUCUCCCCGUUUAUUAUCUAUAUCUUUCUAUCUACCAGAGCAAGUGUUUAAACAUGCACACUCCAACCCAAACUAACAUGGUUGUCAGCUGCAACGGUCAGUAGCACACGCCAGAUAUAGCAAUGCAUGCUGCUGCUGUGUCACAGUAGUACUGCAGUUGUGUCAUUCCACCCAAAGCAUCUUAGAUUAUCUUAUAACAUGUCAGGUGACAGACGAAGCAUCAGGUGGCCAUCUAGUAGGGCCUCUGAUAACGGAAAUAUUACCAGAAGUUGCCUUCAUAUCUAGGAAUGACAUCAGAAGGUGUAUGACUCCUGCCGUUCAUAUUCAGUUUGCUUAAUGACAUUAUUAGCUGAAAGAUGAUUGCGCUGUUAUUGCUCUUGUCUGAUCGUAAGUUUUACUGAACCUAGCUUGGUCAGUUUUGAGGUGCUGUCCAGAUGGUGUCCCCUUAAUAUGUAAAGCGGGUCAACGCCUGCCGGUUCGGGAACCGAAAUCCACAUCACUAUAAUGCCACAACUGUUGACCCUUCGGCCACCCAUCAAAGUAUUGCAGAUAACAUGCAGCAGAAUGUGACCGCCCCCGUUCCUCCCUUAACUGCUCUUGUAUUCUCGUCGGUGCCUCAUUUUCCUUCAGGAAAACGAGAUCCGAUGUUUGGAAGAAGAGUUUGUCACACUCAGGCCAUAAUCAAACUCUGCACCUCCUACUCCAGAGUCGCCCAGGACUCCCAAUGCCCAGUAGUGCCCUUCUACACACUUAUUCCAAUAUCUAAUCCUUUUGCAGUUCUCAACAAUGUCACCUUCACUGCUUCCCAACCUUCAGUAAACAGUCUUCUUCCGUAGUCCUGUUUAUUUUAUGACACACUGCAACUCCCAAGACCUCCAAAACUGUUUUCCUCGUGACCACGCAACAACAUUACCAUUCUUUCGUAAACUACUUUCUCUGACCCACCACCUAAGGAUGCUGAACAUAGAUGAAUUUCUAACAUGAUAUUCGCUAUACGCAAUUUAUUACACCAUAUGCUGUGUAUAUUAAGAAAGGGAUACGCUGGAUUAUUUAAGCACGCUACAGUAGGCUCUGUGGACAUGAUAGUAGAGCCUAGGAUUCCGCUUUCAUCAGAAAAAAAACAAGGUUUAAUAUAAUUUUGGUUUGUCAAACUUUCUAUGCCUUUUCAUAAAAUAUAGCAAAUUUAGAAAAAAAAAAUGUAGUUUCAGAUUGGAACUAGCAGAUCCAUUGCCCAUCAGUCAUCACACUGAAAUCUAUCACGUUUUAGAGAAAGUAAUAGUUACUGAACUACACGAUGUUGCCAAGACCAAGAAUAAAUUACGCUAACAAUACCUUUGGCAGUGCAUAACAUUGGUUGUGCACUGUCACGUUGCAUUGUCAAUUCACCAGAAACCAAAUUAUUGCACCAACCUUGAUUUUAUUUUACCUCUUGCACUCUUCCCCUCCCCCCACUGAUCCAUACUCUUAUACACUCCUGCCCUUCACUCCCUCC